Molecule: messenger RNA, 486 nt
Organism: Rotaria sordida
Lineage: Eukaryota; Metazoa; Rotifera; Eurotatoria; Philodinida; Philodinidae
Source: the annotation of a GenBank genome assembly
AUGGGUGAUCAACGUCAUCGUUAUGUUACAAAUCUUGAUAAUGUAAAUCUACUUGAAAAUAAUCCAACAAAUAUUUUGGAUGAUGAAUUUAAAAAUUCUAUGGAAAUUUUUAUUGCAGAAUGUAUUGGAACAAUAUCAAAGAAUUAUCUUUACGAAUAUCAACGAUUGGCCGUUUUCACUUUUUAUCCACCUUUACGUCAUCAACAAAUUCGUGAACUAGCAAUUGAGAAUCUAACAUCUAGUGAUGCACAACAUCAAAUAGCUGAAAAAGUUUAUAAACAAUUAGAAUUAAUUUUUCAAAAUAGAACAAUUAAAUGGAAUUCAAUAGCACAAACAACAGCAAAGCGAUUUGUUAGAAAUUCUGUUCAACAAGCUGUUGAAAUAAUACGUAAAAAAUUAUUACGAUCUAUUGAUCAUGAAUAUCCAAAACGAAAUAUUGUUAUUCAACGUUUUAUAUUAGAUCAUAAUCGAUUAAAACUUGUCUAA